AUGGACCCUCCUCUUGUGGUACCAGCGCAAUCGGAAUGUGCACUAUCAGGUCCACCUGACCUCGAUGCAACAGUCACUGCCACCUCGCAAUCUGAGUUUUUCUAUGAUAGCGAAGUCGGGCCAACCAAAACCGCUCUAGGGACAUCGCCUUCGGAAUAUGUGUCUGAUUCCCAGCCGGAAUCACACCCUGUGGAAUCGGAAUCGCCAGAAUCUGAUGCUUCAGAUUACAUUUCAGAUGUUGUCAUUCCGGCGAGUGAACUGGAGCGUGAGGAUCACAUUGCCAACAUCACCGACGCAAUUAUUGCUGAGGGAAUGUCACUCCGGGAAUUUAUAAUGGCGGUGAAAGAUUGGACACAAUAG
Molecule: messenger RNA, 360 nt
Organism: Melampsora larici-populina 98AG31
Lineage: Eukaryota; Fungi; Basidiomycota; Pucciniomycetes; Pucciniales; Melampsoraceae
Exons: 2
Coding region: 1-360 (119 amino acids)
Source: RefSeq, a predicted model, not a curated record